Messenger RNA from Quercus robur (English oak), 1134 nucleotides. Its product is annotated as basic blue protein-like. Gene Ontology annotation, molecular function: electron transfer activity. The coding region runs from base 407 to 778 and encodes 123 amino acids. Gene Ontology annotation, cellular component: plasma membrane. The transcript has 3 exons. Lineage: Eukaryota; Viridiplantae; Streptophyta; Magnoliopsida; Fagales; Fagaceae. The record is from RefSeq and is a predicted model, not a curated record.
UUGAGAAACACACUCCAGCAAUAAGAAUGAACCCCCUAAAAAAGAAAAAUAAGAGAGAAAAAAAAAGAAAAAGAAAAACCAAACAACGUCUCAACCCCAGAUUGAACGCCUCAAAACAAUUCGCCCGAUUUCGCUGACACCACGCUCGUCGCCUUCACCAUCAUCGCUUGUUGCUCUCAAUCUCCGCCUAAUACCGAUCUCAUCCGCGUUAGCUCGUCCCCUUCACCGUCAUCGGCUAUCGCGAUCGCGAUCGGAAAUCGCUUGUUGCUCUCAGUCUCCGCCUAAUACCGAUCUCAUCCGCGUUAGCUCGUCCCCUUCACCAUCAUCGGCGAUCGCUCGUUGUUCUCAGUCUGCGCUUAACACCGACCUCAUCUGCCGAUCUUUUGACUGAAAUUUCAAUAGCCUGAUGGCCCUGGGAAGAGCUAAUUUUUUGUCAAUUCCAGUUCUGUGGGGUUUGGUAUUAUACUGUCAGACUGCUUUGGCAGAUGAGUUUCUUGUUGGAGGUCCUGAAGGUUGGACCGAAAACAUUGGUAAUUGGCAUUCUAAUGGAACAACCUUCCAUGCUGGUGAUGUACUUGAGUUUGUAUACGACCCAAGAGAGUACAAUGUGGUUGUCGUAGACAAAAAUGGUUAUGAAACAUGCAAAGCACCAAUAGGUGCUUCCGAAAACAACAGUGGAAAUGAUCAAGUUUAUCUUGAGAAAGGAGCAAACUAUUUUAUUUGCACUAAACGUGGAUGUUGUGAAAAAAACAUGAAAAUAGUGAUCAUUGCGGAGUAGGCAAAUGGGAAGGAACAUGACAAAUCAGGUCAGGACAUGUGGGUUACUUUUUAAUGCUAAUGGUUUCGACUAAAGUUAGUUUCUAUUUUGACUUAUUUUAAGAUGAACAUUUUAAGUUCUUUCUAUGGAGCUCUAUCAUCUAAUUCUGUGAUUUUUUAAAAUUAUUUUGGCAUACUUGAAUUGAUUUGCUCAUAAGACAGGCAAUUUUGUUGUUUGCACUAGAUAUUAUUUGGUACUCGCGUGCAUCAAACAUUUUGUUAGAUGUAUGGUCAUAAUCCAAUUCAACCCCCCUCUCCCGAAAUAUUGAAAUAAAUCGAUGUCCAUCUUCAAUUUGGUUGAAGUUAAGGUUUGCUACA